Diachasmimorpha longicaudata is the source of this 1209-nucleotide messenger RNA. Its product is annotated as nuclear nucleic acid-binding protein C1D-like. The record is from RefSeq and is a predicted model, not a curated record. Gene Ontology annotation, molecular function: RNA binding; DNA binding. Gene Ontology annotation, cellular component: exosome (RNase complex); nucleolus. The transcript has 2 exons. Bases 551 to 1030 code for a protein of 159 amino acids. Gene Ontology annotation, biological process: regulation of gene expression; maturation of 5.8S rRNA. NCBI's taxonomy places the organism in Eukaryota, Metazoa, Arthropoda, Insecta, Hymenoptera, Braconidae.
AAUCACGACCAUUGGCUAUGCUCUACAGUUGAUGCUCUAUUAUUCAACCAAUCAGCGAUGAGGGCUGAGAUGAAUGUGGCUUCAUCAUUCGUAUUCGUACGUCGUAUCAAAAUGCUGCCAAAAACGGUUACAAUUGUGACGUAAAUUGGAUACGUAGAUUGCCGAUAAAUUGUCUUUCAGGAGAAUCCUAAGAAAAUUAUUGUCUCAAGGAUUUCCAGGGGUUCUUGAUUUUUAUAGGCGCGAUUGGGACAGAAAUCAUACGUCAUUUUUAAAAAUAUAUCUUGGUUGCCAAUUCAUCACCACGUUUUUGCAUUUUAACGCCAUUUUGUAGCUCUAUCUUUGUCUGAAAAGGUGACGGUAGUCCAGGCGAAAUCGCAUGUGGAAAGAUGCACUAACGACAUCUUCAUAGACUUGAGGAUAUGUCUGGCACAUUGGUAAACACGUGCUGUUGACAAGGGGAUUCUUGACUGGAGUAUUUGAUUGGGUUAACAGGGGUAAUUACUAAUUUUUGUGAUUCAAAAAGACAUAAAAAAAGAUUUUCAAGUGAAUAAUGGAUCCGGACUUUGAGGAAUUGUCCAAUGAUGUGGAUUUGAUCGCGAGAGUGAAGCAAUUUCGCCAUGCAAGUGAGAAAAUUGGAGAUACUCUAAAGCUCGCUGCUGAUGAGAAGUUUUACGAGAGUCUUCCGAAUGAAGACAAAAUUAAAUUCAAUUUGCUGAUGUCCUUUGGGCUCAAUAGCAUGUUCUGGAUGUAUCUGAGAGCAGAAGGGAUCAAUCCAGCCACACAUGAAAUAAAAAAUGAAAACAAUCGUCUGAAGAAAGCGAUGAUGCGAGCACAGGAGAUUAAAGACAAGAAAACUAAGAUGCCAAGGAUCAAUAGGGAUGCAGCGCAGAGAUUCGUCCGAAGUGGCUUGUGGGAACCGAAGCAAAAGCCUCUGAAUGGGGCAGAAAGCCAAGAUGAAUUACCUGGACAAGAACUCGAAAACUGGGAUAAUGAGGAACAGACUGAACCUGUACCUGCAGCUUCAAGCUAGCCUCACUAGAGCAUGUUCACAAAUGUUCUCAGUUCCGGUCAGGAGUAAACCUUAAUAUAUUUUGUAUAGAGAAUUAUGUUUAAGAACCUAUGCCUCGUAUUUUAUCUCUGCCUAUUUUACCUAUGCCGAGUAUUUUUCAUAUAAAAUUAAAUGAAAUUAUAAAUCCAUCAAUACAAAAA